Molecule: messenger RNA, 558 nt
Organism: Brassica napus (rape)
Lineage: Eukaryota; Viridiplantae; Streptophyta; Magnoliopsida; Brassicales; Brassicaceae
Exons: 2
Coding region: 1-558 (185 amino acids)
Source: RefSeq, a predicted model, not a curated record
AUGAAGGAUCGUAAAGAGUUAUGGAAGUCUCUACAAGAUUUUUUCGAUCAUCAGAAAGAUAUAUCACUUCCACUUGCUCGGGAUAAAUGGCAAAGUCUGAGAUUUCAAGAUUUCGACAAAGUGAUGAAUUACAAUUCUGAUGUGUUAGGAAUUGUGGCUAAAUUGAGAUACUAUGGUGAAACCAUGACUGAAUCUAAAAUGCUUGAGAAGACAUACACCACAUUAAUCAAAAGCCAGAUAUCACUACAACAACAAUAUAGGUUGCGAGGAUAUACCGAGUUUUUAGAUUUGAUUGUGGCGCUUCUCAUAGCAGAAAAGAACAAUGAGCUUCUGAUCAAGAAUCACAUGACUCGUCCAACUGGUUCCAAGGCGUUUCCUGAAGCAAACGCAUUAAAUGCAAAGAAACCAAUGAAUGAAAAUAAAGGCUUUGUGGAGCCGUAUUCCAUCAAAGGGAAAGGAAAAGUGGUAAACUUUGCAGAACAUUCUGAGGGUACAACGGAUCUCGAUGCGUCUGACAUUGCGAAUGAUUUUGAUGAAACCGCUAUCAUAGAAGCUUAA